UUCUAUUCUGGCUGGGAAGGCUGGGGCUCCUCUCAGCCAGGAGACUGAAGUGCUUCAGUGAACGCUGGCUCAUCGCCGCCCAGCCUCUCCCAGGGAGCCUCCUAGCUCUAGUAAAGCAACCCAGAGCCAGGAGCAGUGUGCAGGGUGGAAAGGUCUAGCCUAGCUGGUGUGUUUCUGAUCUUGCUUCUUUUCUCUCAGCCCUUCCUACUUGUGCGAGCCAUGGAGCAAAGAGGUUGGACUCUGCAGUAUACUGCUUUCACCCUCUUUUGCGUUUGGUGUGCACUGAACAGUGUAAAAGCGAAGAGGCAGUUUGUCAAUGAAUGGGCGGCGGAGAUACAUGGAGGGCCAGAAGCUGCUUCUGCCAUUGCCGAAGAGCUGGGCUAUGACCUCUUGGGUCAGAUUGGAUCACUUGAAAAUCACUAUUUAUUCAAACACAAAAAUCAUCCUCGAAGAUCCCGAAGAAGUGCUCUUCAUAUCACUAAGAGGUUAUCUGAUGAUAAUCGUGUGAUAUGGGCGGAACAACAAUAUGAAAAAGAGAGAAGAAAACGUUCAGUUCCAAGAGACUCAGCAUUGAAUCUCUUCAAUGAUCCAAUGUGGAAUCAGCAGUGGUACUUGCAAGACACCAGAAUGACUGCAUCUCUGCCCAAGCUGGACUUGCAUGUAAUACCUGUUUGGCAAAAGGGUAUUACUGGCAAAGGAGUUGUUAUUACUGUACUGGACGAUGGCUUGGAGUGGAAUCACACAGAUAUUUAUGCCAAUUAUGAUCCAGAGGCUAGCUAUGAUUUUAAUGAUAAUGAUCAUGAUCCAUUUCCCCGAUAUGAUCCCACAAAUGAAAACAAACAUGGAACAAGAUGUGCAGGAGAAAUUGCCAUGCAAGCAAAUAAUCACAAAUGUGGAGUUGGAGUUGCAUAUAAUUCCAAAGUUGGAGGCAUAAGAAUGCUGGAUGGCAUUGUAACUGAUGCCAUUGAGGCUAGUUCAAUUGGAUUCAACCCUGGCCAUGUGGAUAUUUACAGUGCAAGCUGGGGCCCUAAUGAUGAUGGAAAAACUGUGGAGGGGCCUGGCAGACUAGCCCAGAAGGCAUUUGAAUACGGUGUCAAACAGGGGAGACAAGGAAAAGGCUCCAUUUUUGUCUGGGCUUCAGGGAAUGGGGGUCGUCAAGGAGAUAACUGUGACUGUGAUGGCUACACAGACAGCAUUUACACCAUCUCUAUCAGCAGUGCCUCCCAGCAGGGUCUGUCACCCUGGUAUGCAGAGAAGUGUUCCUCCACACUGGCCACCUCCUACAGCAGUGGUGAUUACACAGACCAACGAAUAACUAGUGCGGACCUGCACAAUGACUGCACAGAGACCCACACAGGCACCUCAGCUUCUGCACCUCUGGCUGCUGGCAUCUUUGCUCUAGCCUUGGAAGCAAACCCAAAUCUCACCUGGCGAGAUAUGCAGCAUCUGGUUGUCUGGACCUCUGAGUAUGACCCAUUGGCCAAUAACCCAGGUUGGAAAAAGAAUGGAGCGGGCUUGAUGGUGAACAGCCGAUUUGGAUUUGGCUUGCUAAAUGCCAAAGCUCUGGUGGAUUUGGCUGAUCCAAGAACUUGGAGAAACGUGCCUGAGAAGAAAGAAUGUAUCAUAAAAGACAACAACUUUGAGCCUAGAGCCCUGAAAGCUAAUGGAGAAGUGAUUGUUGAAAUCCCAACAAGAGCUUGUGAAGGACAAGAAAAUGCUAUCAAUUCCCUGGAACAUGUGCAAUUUGAAGCAACAAUCGAAUAUUCUCGUAGAGGAGACCUUCAUGUCACACUUACUUCUGCUGCUGGAACCAGCACUGUACUGUUGGCUGAAAGGGAAAGGGAUACAUCCCCCAAUGGCUUUAAGAAUUGGGACUUCAUGUCUGUUCAUACAUGGGGAGAGAAUCCUGUAGGCACCUGGACAUUGAAAGUUACAGACAUGUCUGGAAGAAUGCAAAAUGAAGGAAGGAUUGUGAACUGGAAAUUGAUUUUGCAUGGCACAUCUUCUCAGCCAGAACACAUGAAGCAGCCUCGUGUAUACACGUCCUACAAUACUGUCCAGAAUGACAGGAGAGGAGUGGAAAAGAUGGUGAAUGCUGUGGAGGAGAAGCCCACACAAAACAGCCUGAAUGGCAAUCUCCUGGUACCCAAAAACUCCAGCAGCAGCAGUGUGGAAGACAGAAGAGAUGAGCAGGUACAAGGAGCUCCUUCAAAGGCAUUGCUAAGGCUCCUACAAAGUGCUUUCAGCAAGAACACACCUUCAAAGCAAUCAUCAAAGAUUCCAAGUGCUAAGCUCAGUGUCCCUUAUGAGGGUCUCUAUGAAGCCCUGGAAAAGCUCAACAAGCCCUCCCAGCUUGAAGACUCUGAAGACAGUCUGCAUAGCGACUAUGUUGAUGUUUUCUAUAACACAAAACCUUAUAAGCAUAGAGAUGACAGGCUGCUGCAAGCACUCAUGGACAUUCUGAAUGAGAAGAAUUAAAAUAAGUGUAUAUGGCCUGAGCUAGAAAUCCUUAUGUACCCUCCUUUUCCUUAGAUGUUCCUGGGUCUGGAGUUGUUGUAUCCCUGGUUCCUGUGAUUAUAAUGUCCUUCAUUGUAAUUUUACUUUUUCUUCUCAAACUGUACUUUUGGAGUGAGUUCCAAAAUGAAAGCCAACUUCAUAAUUGGU
Rattus rattus (black rat) is the source of this 2664-nucleotide messenger RNA. RefSeq names its product proprotein convertase subtilisin/kexin type 1 (gene Pcsk1). Gene Ontology annotation, molecular function: serine-type endopeptidase activity. The transcript has 14 exons. The record is from RefSeq and is a predicted model, not a curated record. Bases 220 to 2478 code for a protein of 752 amino acids. Gene Ontology annotation, biological process: protein processing. Gene Ontology annotation, cellular component: trans-Golgi network; Golgi membrane. NCBI's taxonomy places the organism in Eukaryota, Metazoa, Chordata, Mammalia, Rodentia, Muridae.